CUUGGUGAGUUGCUGCCAUGUCUGGACGCGGGAAGCAAGGCGGGAAGGCUCGGGCCAAGGCUAAAUCGCGCUCGUCACGGGCUGGGCUGCAGUUCCCCGUGGGUCGCGUCCACCGCCUGCUGCGCAAAGGCAACUAUGCGGAGCGAGUGGGGGCUGGCGCUCCAGUGUAUCUAGCGGCUGUGCUAGAGUACCUGACGGCUGAGAUCCUGGAGUUAGCAGGCAACGCUGCCCGUGACAACAAGAAGACGCGUAUCAUCCCCCGCCACUUGCAGCUGGCUAUCCGCAACGACGAGGAGCUCAACAAGUUGCUGGGCAAGGUGACGAUCGCGCAGGGUGGAGUGCUGCCCAACAUCCAGGCCGUGCUGCUGCCCAAGAAGACCGACAGCCACAAAGCUAAAGCCAAGUGAAUGCUAUAGAAACUUGCCAGUGUUAUCUCCAGACAAACCCAAAGGCUCUUUUCAGAGCCACUCACAAAAUCCCUAAAGAGUGGAGUUGCUUAAAUUGAGCUUGUUAAUGUUUCCUAAACAAGCUCUUUCAAAUGCUGUCUUAAGGUCUUUUUUCGUAUAUCUUGCUGUCUGUGUGGUUGACAUUAAAAGAUACGGGUUGCUGGGCUGUAGAACAGA
Indicator indicator is the source of this 623-nucleotide messenger RNA. RefSeq names its product histone H2A-IV. The coding region runs from base 18 to 407 and encodes 129 amino acids. Gene Ontology annotation, cellular component: nucleosome. The transcript has a single exon. The record is from RefSeq and is a predicted model, not a curated record. NCBI's taxonomy places the organism in Eukaryota, Metazoa, Chordata, Aves, Piciformes, Indicatoridae. Gene Ontology annotation, molecular function: structural constituent of chromatin; protein heterodimerization activity; DNA binding.